CCAACUCUGUUUUGAUCAAAAUAAAAGUUGUUUUGCUUGCUGAAACCUCGGCUCAGGAGUUUCUUUGGCUCUUUUAAAUUCCUGAGUAAUGCUGGGGCAAUUGUGAGGUUAAGUGGAAAACCUUACAUCCUGGCGCCCAACGUGGGGCAAGCCACAAUGGCUCUCCCCUCAAAUCUGGAGACCCCUGUUAAGGUCCCAGCGAGCCUUCAAUUCUCAGCAGGACGAAACCAGCGGCGACUGAAUUGUGAGUCUUAGAGCGCUCCCAAGUGUUUGACCUGGAAGAUUCUAUGCUUCAUCGUCGAUGGUGGGGUCCGUGUCUGAUGAACCUGAACGCCCGAAUUCAACGAGGUUUCAUGCUUCUCUACUGACGGGAGAAAUUGCAACAGGCGCCUUGAUGUAUACAACCUGAUCCUUCUGGAAGAUUUGUGGAGUCCUCCAAUAUUUUUUAGAUGACAAAAGAGGGAAGAAACCUUACCUGGGGAUAAGGCAGGGGAGGAUACUUAUUGGAAGCAUCACAUCAAAAAUAUUCCAGCGAGGGGAGGACUUGAAUAAAAGGGAGCCGAGUCCUAGAGGCAGAGCAUACAGCAGCUCCAAGCAUUCAGAGACACACCAGGCUCAGCUUAUCGAGACGAGAAACCAAGAUGCUGUGCCGAUUGCACCUGGCAGGCCCUCAGAGCUCCUUGAGAAGCCGAGGUUUAUGGCCCCGGACCAGUUCGCUCUUUGAGGAGCUGGAGCGUGAGAUGGACGCUAUGUGGGAGCUCCUGACCAGCAACUGGCGACCCACAACCACCAGCAUGGUCAGUCACGAAACCAUCCACAGCUCGGAGACACCAAGCGCCAAUGACACCUUUGCAGUGACUCAAGAUAUGGCUGGAUUUGACCCCCAGGAACUGGUGGUGAAGCUGGUGGGGGAGAAAGUGGUUCUGACGGGCAGGAAGGCCACUGAGAUGCCCAGUGGACCUUUUCGCUACGAAAUCUUCCGGAGGGCGUGGGACGUGCCCCAGAGCGUGGACCGAGAUCGGCUCAGUUGCUCCAUCUCCAGCGACGGACAGCUCCGUAUCGAAGGUCCCGUGACAGAAUCAGCUAUGAGGACCGUGCCUAUCGCGGUCAACCGAGUGAGAAACGAACCCCAACCAGCAGCUGAAGACUCCACACCCACAGAAAACAGCCGGGCUCAGGGAUGAAGGAGGCUGGAUGGAAGAAACUUUUUAAAAACGACGUUGCUGAGAACAUUAAAGAAAAAAGUGCACCGCUAAUAAAUAUUUUAGAUAUGGACUUAUACGCCCUGGGGGUUGUGAUCAGUUCUCAAAUGAAAUGGUGGGGGGUGGGGGAUAGGUAGCAGAGUUGGAGAGAAUUAUUUCAUUUACCAGAAUUCUCGUGGAAAGAAUUUGCGAUGUAGAAUAAUUAAAGGUGAUGUGGACAUGUUGGUCAGUCAUGGUAAAAGGGUUUUGGAAAGAUUGUUUCAGUCAAAUAUUUAUAUUUUUGCUGCUCAGUCAAAAGGUUGCCAGCUUUUCUUUUUUUAAAAGUUUUUUAUCAGCUUUGUAAACAGUUUCACCUAUUGAAUAGACCAGUCCCAAUGUCUAAGCAUUCGAUUUAAUUUGCUUUUGGGAUAAGAACCUGAUCAGAAAGUCUUUUAUAAAGGAGGAUGGGAAGAAGUCGAAAAGGGGUUUACUUUAGUUAAUGAGGAAAAAAAAUCAGAAUAGUCCCAUUUAUUCAGCCCAAUAUCCUUCCUUUGCCAAAACAGACAAUACAGUACUGGAGCAGUUAGCAAUAGAUAGCAUUUCUUUGAAGGGUAAAUUGAGAAGCAGAUUUGAAUCAUAGCUCUCAGAUGAAUAUUGGAGAUUGUCUGAAUGUAAACUGGGAAUUCUCUGUAUGUUUAAGCAGGACUUUGCUAAGGGGAAUCCAUUUCCUGAAAAAGCAAAUAAAUAAAUAUAUAUAUUUCUCUUC
This is a messenger RNA of Crotalus tigris (Tiger rattlesnake), 1947 nucleotides long. Its product is annotated as heat shock protein 30C-like. Gene Ontology annotation, biological process: response to heat; protein refolding. NCBI's taxonomy places the organism in Eukaryota, Metazoa, Chordata, Lepidosauria, Squamata, Viperidae. The record is from RefSeq and is a predicted model, not a curated record. Gene Ontology annotation, molecular function: protein folding chaperone. Bases 642 to 1184 code for a protein of 180 amino acids. The transcript has 3 exons.